This is a messenger RNA of Serendipita indica DSM 11827, 3261 nucleotides long. Lineage: Eukaryota; Fungi; Basidiomycota; Agaricomycetes; Sebacinales; Serendipitaceae. The record is from the annotation of a GenBank genome assembly.
AUGGCGUCGCUGAAGCGCUCAGCGUCUACGUCGUCGCUCUCUUCAUUCUCUAAACCACACCAGUUUCCUCUUCUGCCUCCAAUCGACCAUGAAAUUAAACGAGAACCGUCUUCGCCUCCCCUUCGCGCGCUCAGGACCGCGCCAAUCAUCUCGAGUCAGGUUCCCAGCAAUUAUGUCUCGCUUCCCGCGACUCCUGUAUCGCGGUCACCGCCGGUCACAUCGUCUGGACCCCGGCCGCGACACGCAUCAGACGUGUCAGUCGUAGCACAAGCCCCCUUCUCGUUAUGGGACUACUUGCGUGAAGAACUACUAGCGACAGACUUUGAUUCGCACCAAGAAAUGAAAUGGGAGCGUGUCAGCAACUUUCUUCAUGUUCCGUUUGCCGUUGAAAAGGCAAAUAAUUGGGAUUGGUAUCAUCCUUUGCUUCGACUCGUUCCUUUACACAUUUACAAUUCUCCCAAUCCGAGCUGUGCUGGCCUGGUAUCGUCUAUGAACUCGCUGCCACCAUCUCAAAAGGCGGAUAUACUACGAGCCAUGCUUCUGAUAGUAUCUCUUGCUAUUCUUGCACCACUCACUGAUCCAAGUAAAAUUUAUCACACCAUUCGACUUCAAGAAUCUAUUAAGCUUUAUGUUAUAUUUAACGCUGUAGAGAUUGCGGACAGGCUAUGUACUUCUAUCGGACAGGAUAUUAUCGACUGUCUCUUCUCCCGCUCGACUCUCGCUCCUCUUUCACGGAAUCAACCGGUUACCCGUCGCACAUUUCUACCAAUUGUCUACUUUGGCCUUGCUGUUCUGUACACAGUGGCACACACAUUGGUCCUCAUCUACCAGCUCAUCUCCCUCAACGUCGCCAUCAACUCCUACGAUCAUUCUCUCCUGACGCUCCUUGUUUCAAACCAAUUUGUGGAGAUUAAAGGCAGCGUCUUCAAAAAGUUUGAAAAGGACAAUCUCUUCCAGAUCACCUGUGCAGAUAUCGUCGAGAGGUUUCAGCUACUUCUCAUGAUGUUUUCUGUAGCAGGAAGAAACCUAAUCGAGUUAAGUGGCACCGAAUUCGAUGCAUCCGCUGGCGUGCCGAGCAGCUUUCGAUGGUUUCCAGGACAUAGCCUAGUCUGGACCAUCUUCUCGCCAGUAGCAACAGUCAUGCUCUCUGAGGUUGCAGUUGACUGGCUUAAGCAUGCGUUCAUCACAAAGUUUAACCACAUCCGCCCUUCCGUAUACGAACGCUACAUGGACGUUUUAUGCCUAGAUUUGGCUAGUGGCAGCGCAAUCGGACGACAUGGUGCCAGGAAGCACACAUAUGUCGAUCAGUCUCCACUUGUCGCGCGGCGACUUGGUUUCGCAGCACUCCCACUAGCUUGUUUGACUAUCAUCAUUGCCGCAAACGCAUUGGAUGCGACCAUGUCAUCGAGUCCUGCUCAUCUUGCCAGCCUUGUCAAGAGGAACGUAAAGUAUGCCCUGUUACUGACACUUGCAUGGAUUUGUCUUGUUGUGGUCAAAAUCAUCAUUGGGGUCAAUUUGAUCACAUACGCGACUCACCGACGCGUUGACAUGGAACAAAGGGAGGCGGAAGACGUAGUCAACGAUUUUGGGCGAGAUCCCAUCGGCGAAAGCAAAGACGAAAGGCGCUAUAACCGCGAACUCAAAUCUCUCCUGCUUCAGAAGAAAGACGAUGCAACAAGGGCUGCAGAAAUGGGGCGACGUUUUCAGUCGACAGUGUCUGCUACAACUCACAGCCUUACACGUUCAACAAUGCUUCUAAUGUCGGGUGUGGCUCUUGGGGCCGGCAUAUCGAGCUAUGCUCUUGGUGCAUUCGAGCCGAAAAUUGCUCGUAAACCUCAGUACGGUGACCAAAACGACGUAUUGAAAGUCAAAGAAGAGCUCAGAUUAAAGGGACUCCAAGUCCUCGACGACCCCAAGUCAUUGGAAACAUACGGGAGCUCCCCAAAUUCAUAUCACCCAUCCUCGAGUCAUAGUAUCGUAGUCAAAGCCUUUAGCACCGAAGACGUCGUUACUGUUGUCAACCUGGCUCGGAAACAUAAGCUACCAGUUACUCCAUAUUCGGGCGGAACAAGCCUUGAAGGCCAUUUCAGUGGUUACAGUGAGAACCUUGGCGGGAUAUGUAUCGACCUGUCUGGAAUGAACAAGGUUAUACAGAUCAACGAGGAUGAUGGAGAUAUGGUGGUGCAAGCUGGAAUUCGGUGGGAGGAGGUCAAUGAGGAACUGGCGAAGCGUAACAUUCCGCUGUUCUUUCCGCUUGACCCUGGUCCUGGCGCUACAAUUGCUGGAGGUAUUGGUACUGGAUGCUCUGGCACCAAUGCCGUUAGGUACGGUACAGCACGAGGGGAGUGGUAUAUCAACCUUACGGCUGUCCUUCCCAAUGGAGAAGUAAUCAAAACUCGACGACGUGCGCGGAAAUCAUCAACAGGCUUUGACCUGACCAAGUUGUUUGUCGGGGCUGAAGGCACGCUUGGGAUUGUCACAGAAGUGACUCUCCGUCUUGCUCCAAAGCUCCCAACUUCGGUCGCUGUGGCACAGUUUCCGGACGUACAAUCAGCAGUGUCCGCUGUUACAGAGCUUCUUCGUAGCGACAUGUACACACACAUCCAGUGUGUCGAGUUGCUUGACGUGAACAUGAUGCGAGCAAUCAACCAUGCUGGUCAAUCCAACAAAGCAUUCGCAGACAAGGACUCGCUCUUCUUCAAAUUUCAAGGAUCACCGUCCUCGAUCAAAGAGACUUCGGAUCUAGUCAAGAAAAUUGUCAAGAAGCAUGGCAGCUCUAGGUUUGAUUUUGCGAGAAGUAAAGAAGAAGCGGAGGAGCUGUGGCACCAUCGAAAGGUCGCGCUCUGGUCGGCAAUGGCUUGGGUAGGGGAUAAGGACGUGAAGAUUUGGACGACUGAUGUGUGUGUGCCGCCUUCAAAACUUCCUCAACUUGUGGCCGAGACCAAACAAGAUAUUGAUGAACACGGCAUCAUUUCAUGUGUGCUGGGGCAUGUUGGAGAUGGAAACUUUCACGCCCUUUUAGCGUUCCGAAACGAUGAAGAACUGGAAAAGGUCAAGGGUGCAGUGCAUAGACUUGUGCAUCGAGCACAUAGUCUGGAUGGCACAAUGAGUGGGGAACACGGGGUCGGAGUAGGGAAAAAGGAGUAUCUAGUGGAAGAGCUGGGAGAGGGGACAGUUUCUCUAAUGCGGGCCAUCAAGCAGACCAUUGAUCCAAUGAACUUGUUUAAUCCCGGCAAGCUGUAUCCUGAAAAGGAUCCAUAA